AUGACCCAGGGGAAGAAAGGGGACAACCUACACGUGGAGGUAUCGGAUCUGGGAGUGGUUUCGGGGGCAAGACAUUGCUGUCACCUUGUCUGGGCGGGCCCCAACACAGGGACCGUGCAGCCGGAUCUUGCCGAACCGCCUACCCCGCCGCCGCUCUACGGGGAACAGACCGCCUCCGACCAGCCCAAAACCAGCGGCGGGUACAGUACACGGCGGAUGUGGCGGCCGACUUUGAUCACCAUUAUUUCGCCGUCUGGGGCCGUGCGGCGGGCUGUGGACCAGGGCAGGAUUCACAAUGCCCUCGGUGCCUAUUCAGCUGACUUGAGGCUAUUGAUACUGGGCUUCAAAGACAUGGGUUGGUUCUAUAGUGAGGCCCCGGGCAUCCUGGACAGCAUCCUGACCCUGAUUAGCAAUGCCUGCGCCGGUAAUCCGAAUCUCAAGUUCACUGUUGCCAAUGUCCCGCAGCGCAGCUUCGUGGGGGGCCGCGAGGAUCUGCCCAUCAGUAGUAAUAUCUAUAAUGCGCUGCGGCGGACCGCGAUUCCAGAGUGGAUCACUGCAGAUUCCCCCAUUUAUCUCGAUUCAAUUCAAUUCAAUUCAAGUUAUAACAAUCUCGGGAGGCCCUGA
Molecule: messenger RNA, 624 nt
Organism: Aspergillus saccharolyticus JOP 1030-1
Lineage: Eukaryota; Fungi; Ascomycota; Eurotiomycetes; Eurotiales; Aspergillaceae
Exons: 1
Coding region: 1-624 (207 amino acids)
Source: RefSeq, a predicted model, not a curated record